Messenger RNA from Bicyclus anynana (squinting bush brown), 2629 nucleotides. Its product is annotated as GTP-binding protein Rhes. Gene Ontology annotation, molecular function: GTPase activity; GTP binding. The record is from RefSeq and is a predicted model, not a curated record. The transcript has 2 exons. Lineage: Eukaryota; Metazoa; Arthropoda; Insecta; Lepidoptera; Nymphalidae. The coding region runs from base 21 to 626 and encodes 201 amino acids.
UCUUCGUGUUAGUAUUCGCGAUGGAUUGCCGCGAAUCCUUCGAGGAGGUGAUUCGUCUGCGGGAGCAGAUCCUGGAGACGAAGGCUAAUGCCAGCAGCGGGAGCAGUCGGGGCCGGAAACAGGCUCCGAGGGUUCCCAUGGCGAUAGCUGGCAACAAAUGUGACAGAGACUUAAAGACUGUACAACCCGAGGAAGCGAGCGCGUACUGUGCUACACAGGACUCAGCGUGCGUAUUCGUCGAGACGUCGGCUAAAAGGAACUUCCACGUCGACGACCUCUUCUACGAACUCUUCGUUGUAGCAAACCUACCUUUAGAAAUGGCGCCGAACCACCACAAACGAGUCAGCACUGCAUUCGGGAGCCCUUGCACAUUACCUCCAACCAGCAGUCAAAGUAGUAGAAGUAAGAAAUGCACCCUAUCCAUUAAAAGAAGAUUGUCCGACGCUUGUGGAGUAGUCGCACCUAACGUUAGGAGGCCCAGCAUCCGCACCGACCUGAUGAUCAUGAGAACCAAGACGUGUGCCAAAGGAGACAAUGACAGUGUAAGCGGCAGCCCAAAGCUCAACUUAAAUAGGUUAGUGCGUUCGAAUCCGCAAAAUGACAAACGGUCCUGCGCGAUUCAGUGAUAGUAACAGUAAAGGAAUAUAGGCAAUUAAAUGUUGGUUGCAGGUGCUAUAUAUGGAUCAGCAGACGGGCUAAAUGAUAAAUUAGCUUGUAAUUCUGAUCGAUUUCGAGGCCCCAAUAGCUGUAACUCGAACCAUGAAUACAAUGUCAAUAGGACAAAACCGCAAUUGAUGAAUGUUUUAAUACCAAAUGAGAAUUGGAUUGACUCUGCAAAUGUGAAAUAAUGUCGACAAUUUCACACGCAAAAUAAAUUCAAAUCAUCAAUGAACUAUGGUCGUUAAAUUUUAAAUAAUUAUUGAAGUAUUGUUAUAUUAAAUUUAAGGAUUUAUAUAUAUUGAUAAUGUUUAUAAGUAGUUUAAAUAAGCAGAGUUCCGUCCAAUUCUCAUUUGAAUAUCUGUAGCUGAUAUAAACCCCGAGAUCUUUUUGGAUAUUACGAUAUUCUUAUCAAGAUGUUUAUGAAAAGUAUUUUCUGGAAUUGAAUAUUUUAUUUAUAGUAGAUAUCUGUAAAAAGGCCAAUCUAAAAUACAUUUGUGAAUUCAGUACGACUACAAAAUCGUUAUAUACUUAUGUAUUGCAUAUCUUAUGUAGAUAUAAGAAGUUAAUUGCAAGAAUUUUGUAAAGAAUCAAACGAUUGUUUUCUACAAGCGAACUGUCAGUAAUUUUAAUAAAAAACUUUAUCAUUGUGGUUAACGGUCAAAGUUAACCUAAAUGGACAAAUAACAAAGUUGCUAAAAAAGUUAUGUUAAUUUUGUUAACAACAUUGUCAACAGGUAAGCUUCGUAAAACACAAUGGCAAAAGACAGAUCGAUUGUUUAGAAAACAACGGAAAGUUCUUGGAAGGUGGAAAGACUCUGAUUCUCUAUGAUAUUGAAAACUUUGCGUUUUCACGUCAUGUCGUUAAAAUGCAUUAGCAAAGCCACGUGGGAGCACUGAGGGCCUCCUCCCUCGGUCGCCAUACAAAAUGACAAAAUCACGACAAGUUAAAUGAAAAUAAAAAGAAUUGGAAAUUCCAAAUGUACACUUCUCAUAAGACUCGUUAGACAAAAACUAACUUAUUUAGCAACUAGCCACUUCAAAGUCUGCAGUAAUUUUGGGCUCACUCAGUUUUUCUAAUGACGUGUGCUUCUUUCUAUGCAGUGGUCGUUUAUUCUUGAUUUUUUUAAUACGUUGUACGAUUUAAAUUAAAUCCACUGACUAAAGUAUUAGAACUUUCAAGUAACAAUUCAAGUUGUGGCGAAAACCUACGCUACUCUACCGAAAAUGUGACCAAAUGCAUUUUCAACGUCAAUGUCGUAAAGUCAGGGCCUUGUACACUUUCUGCCAUAUUUAUAAACAUAGAUUAAAAUUUUAACCCAAAAUAUCUUCAUGAUAAAGUGAACUUUUAACACUAGCGAUUAGGUCCACUUUACUUGAAGAAACUUGAGAUUUAAAUCGUAAUCCACGUUUAUAAAUGGCCGCUAAUGUUAUUGAAAAUGUUCAAAAAUGAUCGUGUUGCUAUGUUGAUGCAGUGUUUAUAUUUAAAGGAAUGCUUGGUAUGUUCAUAGUGGUUCGGUGUACCUAAUUGUGAAUAUCUAUUGCUUUUGUAUUUAUAUUCUCUCUAUUGUAAUCUUUCGGAGUUAUGUGUAUUCGACUUCUAUUUACGUUGUUGGUUGAGAGUUUAACAUUAUAUCGUUGAUAAGGGACCAAAAAUGUUCUCUCUUCGUGUGAAAAUAUGUAGGCUUGUGGAUACACCGUAGUAAAAUUACGUGCUUAUAAGAAAUUUAAUUGUUUCAAUUGUUUGUUUGAACUAGAUCUAAUUUAAUAAAGCUAGCCGGCUAUAUUUAUGUUCAGAACUCCUUCAUAUUAUACUAUCUUAUUAACCCCGAGUAAGAAAAACUCGCGAUAGAACUGAACUUAGCAAAAUUCGAAAACGAAACAGAGCUGAUGAUAAAGAAGCCUAGCAUUUUUAUUCAUUUGUAUAUAUUUGAUAUAUUUACUGGAUAAAAUCUAACCAGCUUAGAUAGUA